AAGCACUGCAUUCUCGUCUCUGAUUGGACGCCACUGAAGCAUGAAGAAUUUGCAUAUAGCAGACUGGAGCACACACAAGCCUCUGCACCCACAGGAGUGUAAAUUAUCCAGCAGAGAACAGGACUACAGGCUAUGCUCUUAAGUAAUGAGAUGGAGAAAUCUGAAAAAGUACCAGAACUAAAAGUGUUUUCCAACACAAAUAAGACUGAAAAUACCCCUAGACUUUUAAACCCUGGUAUCACAGUAAACCAAAUUUUUCAUGCUGAUCCACAUCAUGCUAGAUUCAUACCGACCUGUUGCAUGGAUGCAGAUUAUUUCUGCCAAAAUAGAUCAUGUAGAGUUGGAGAUGUGAGCAAAGAGUUUAGGAGUCAGCCAGCUCGUGAUGCACAGCAUGUAGAGCUGAUGCAGCAAGGAGACAGAGGAGCAACUCCUGCCAGGAUGAAUCUCCAUCAUCGCCCUCGUCCUGCAGAAACCAGGGAGGGUGAUACUAGAGCAGAGUGCUGCUGUAAGGACUUUGGACCUAACCGGUGUGGAACUACAGAUCAUGCAAACAGAGACACAACUAGGGGUGAGGAUGAAUACAAUUCUCAGACUCAGAGUGAUGAAGAGGAUCUUGAGCCUCCCUUACCGCUAAGAUCUGAUGAUGAGUGGCAACACUACAGACCCCUUCUACCUCCUCACCACUACAUGGACAACUAUGAUCUUCAUCAUACUAUGGAUGUCAGGUAUUAUCACUCUGCAGGGGAAGCCCAGUACAACCUCAGUCCAGUCAACAGAUACCCUCCUCAGCCACGUCACCACUCUGCUCCCUGCCACCACAGAAGACCCUGCGAUGACUCCCAAAACUGGCAACGACGUAAUGGUAACUUCAUGAAUGACAGCGUGGCUCAGGGAAGUGUCUCGGUUAACGUGCCUCACUUCUCCGUCCCUCCCCUGGAGGGUGUGUCACAGGUCAGCGUGAUGAACCUGAGCUCAGCAGGAGCAGAGGCGUCUGUCUCACACCCACAGGAGAAAAGAAGAACCAUCAGUCUGCCUGAUGAGUGCAGAAACGUUUUCAUAACUUAUUCUUCGGACCUUUCUUCAGAGAUAGUCCCCUUUGUAGACUUCCUCGCAAAGAAAGGUUUUCGACCAGCAAUUGACAUAUUUGACAACCCCAUCAGACGCAUGGAUAUUAACAAGUGGAAGGACAGUUACUUGAAAGAUCCAUCGACCCUGAUUAUCAUCGCCAUCAGUCCAAAGUAUAAGGCAGACAUUGAAGGAUCUGUAGUGGAUAGCCAUGGUCUACACACGAAAUAUAUUCACGCCAUGAUGCAGAAUGAAUUCAUCCAGCAAGGCAGCUUGAAUUUCAGAUUCAUACCGCUUCUCUUCCUCAAUGCGUCCCAGAGGGACAUCCCAUGUUGGCUUCAGAACACUCAUGUUUACCGCUGGCCACGAGACACUGAGGAUUUGUUACUGAGGCUGUUCAGGGAGGAAAGAUACGUUCCUCCUCCUGUUCCUCUGGAGCUCACCCUCAUCAUCAGGCCUGUGACCCUCAGUGCUGCAGCUACACUGUAAAGACACACCUGUACCCUGGUUCAUGCGUGUGUAUAAUAAUUUGUUUCUAGCUGAUUUUAUUUUGAGUUU
Molecule: messenger RNA, 1623 nt
Organism: Sebastes umbrosus (honeycomb rockfish)
Lineage: Eukaryota; Metazoa; Chordata; Actinopteri; Perciformes; Sebastidae
Product: E3 ubiquitin ligase TRAF3IP2-like
Exons: 10
Coding region: 133-1554 (473 amino acids)
Biological process (GO): humoral immune response; positive regulation of canonical NF-kappaB signal transduction
Source: RefSeq, a predicted model, not a curated record